CAGCAGGAAGAGCAAUGUUUUGAGGGCACAUGUGCUGAGAGGCCAAGGUAUUUUCAAAGAACCCAAGAGUUGUUGCCUCAUGAGGGACUUGAACCAGAAAUUGGGAAGCAUUUGGGAGUAGAGUGUACUUUUCUCCCAGCUGGUUGUUUUUCCAUAUACAAAAAUCAUUUUAAAAAUACGGAAAAGAAUGGCAGCAGAAACACAGACACUAAACUUUGGGCCUGAAUGGCUCCGUGCUCUGUCCAGUGGUGGGAGUAUCACAUCCCCUCCUCUUUCUCCGGCCCUGCCAAAGUAUAAAUUAGCUGAUUAUCGUUACGGCAGAGAAGAAAUGUUAGCACUUUUCCUUAAAGACUACAAGAUACCUUUUGACCUUCUGGAGAAAGAAUUCCUGCCUAUCCUUCAGGAGGAGCCCCUGCCACCAUUGGCUCUAGUGCCCUUUACAGAAGAAGAACAGAGAAACUUUUCCAUGUCUGUAAAUAGUGCCGCUGUCCUGCGAUUGACAGGACGAGGAGGAGGAGGAACAGUGGUGGGGGCUCCUAGAGGUCGAAGUUCUUCAAGAGGGCGAGGCAGAGGUAGAGGUGAAUGUGGUUUCUACCAAAGAAGUUUUGAUGAAGUAGAGGGUGUGUUCGGGCGAGGAGGUGGCAGGGAAAUGCAUAGAUCACAGAGCUGGGAAGAAAGGGGUGACAGGCGCUUUGAAAAGCCAGGAAGAAAAGAUGUAGGAAGACCAAAUUUUGAGGAAAGUGGACCAACAUCUGUGGGGAGAAAACAUGAAUUCAUACGGUCAGAAAGUGAAAACUGGCGAAUCUUUAGAGAGGAACAAAAUGGAGAAGAUGAAGAUGGAGGUUGGCGAUUAGCUGGAUCAAGAAGGGAUGGAGAAAGGUGGCGGCCUCACAGCCCAGAUGGCCCUCGUUCUACAGGCUGGCGGGAACACAUGGAACGCCGCCGGAGGUUUGAGUUUGAUUUUCGAGAUCGAGAUGAUGAACGGGGUUACCGAAGGGUGCGUUCCGGUAGUGGGAGCAUAGAUGAUGACAGGGAUAGCUUGCCGGAAUGGUGCUUAGAGGACGCUGAGGAAGAAAUGGGCACGUUUGACUCAUCUGGAGCAUUCCUCUCUCUAAAAAAAGUGCAGAAAGAACCUAUUCCUGAAGAGCAGGAAAUGGACUUCAGGCCUGUGGAGGAAGGAGAAGAACGCUCUGACUCUGACAGCAGCCAUAAUGAAGAAGCCAAAGAACCCGAUAAGGCAAAUCGGAAAGAAGGAGAGAAAACAGACAGAGCAGUAACUGAAGCUAAUGAAGAAGCACCCCAAACACCAUUAUCAUCCGCUAGACCAGGUACCCCUUCAGAUCCUCAGCCUCAAGAAGCCCCACAGUUGGAAAGAAAAGAUGAACCCAAAGCUGAACAAAUAGAAAAACCUGAAGAAGAGAGUCAGACAGAAACUAGUCUCCCAGUCAAAGUCCCCAGCAGAGGGGAUGAAACAGUGCCUACCUCCCAGCAACCCUCGACACAGCUUCCUCCAGACACAGCCUCUCCUCUCCUCGUCCUUCCAUCUCCUGUUCCCACUCCUACUUCUGCCUCACGACCAGCUGAGACAGCAGCCAUUGAAGCUCCUGGUAUAGGCGGUGUUUCCACAGAGCCAGAUGAUGAAGAGGGCCUCAAACACUUGGAACAGCAAGCUGAGAAGAUGGUGGCUUAUCUCCAAGACAGCGCACUAGAUGAAGAAAGAUUGACAUCAAAACUGCAAGAGCACAGAGCUAAAGGAGUGUCAAUUCCACUGAUGCACGAGGCGAUGCAAAAGUGGUAUUACAAAGACCCUCAGGGGGAAAUCCAAGGUCCCUUUAACAAUCAGGAGAUGGCUGAAUGGUUUCAGGCGGGCUAUUUUACAAUGUCUUUGCUUGUGAAGAGAGCAUGUGAUGAAAGCUUCCAGCCUCUUGGCGAUAUCAUGAAAAUGUGGGGAAGGGUUCCUUUCUCUCCAGGACCAGCCCCUCCUCCUCAUAUGGGAGAAUUGGACCAGGAACGCCUGACCAGACAGCAGGAACUCACUGCCUUAUACCAGAUGCAACACCUCCAGUACCAGCAGUUCUUAAUACAACAACAAUACGCACAGGUCUUGACUCAGCAGCAGAAAGCAGCUUUGUCGUCUCAGCAGCAGCAGCAAUUGGCUCUUCUCCUCCAGCAGUUCCAAGCUCUCAAGAUGAGAGUAUCUGAUCAGAACAUCAUUCCCUCAGUAACUAGGUCUGUGUCAGUGCCAGAUACUGGCUCUAUCUGGGAGCUUCAGCCAGCAGCCUCACAGCCCGCAGUUUGGGAAGGUGGUAGUGUAUGGGAUCUUCCCCUGGACACCACAACACCAGGUCCUUCCUUGGAACAGCUUCAGCAGCUAGAGAAGGCCAAAGCUGCAAAGCUAGAGCAGGAGAGAAGAGAGGCAGAAAUGAGGGCAAAAAGGGAAGAGGAGGAGCGAAAGAGGCAAGAAGAACUCCGGAGACAACAGGAGGAACUCCUUCGGAGGCAGCAGGAGGAAGAAAGAAAAAGACGGGAAGAAGAGGAGCUGGCUAGAAGGAAGCAGGAGGAGGCUCUUCGGCGCCAGCGGGAGCAAGAGAUUGCACUAAGGCGACAGCGAGAAGAGGAGGAAAGGCAGCAGCAAGAAGAAGCUCUUAGAAGAUUGGAGGAAAGGAGGAGAGAGGAGGAAGAAAGGCGGAAGCAGGAAGAAUUGCUACGCAAGCAGGAAGAGGAGGCUGCCAAAUGGGCCCGGGAAGAGGAGGAAGCACAGCGUCGACUGGAGGAGAACCGGCUGCGCAUGGAAGAGGAGGCAGCCAGACUUCGGCACGAGGAAGAAGAAAGAAAACGGAAGGAGCUGGAGUUGCAGCGACAGAAGGACCUGAUGCGCCAGAGGCAGCAGCAGCAAGAGGCCCUCCGAAGGCUGCAGCAGCAGCAGCAGCAGCAGCAGCUUGCACAGAUGAAGCUUCCCUCUUCCUCAACUUGGGGUCAGCAGUCCAAUACAGCAACAUGUCAGUCCCAGGCCACACUGUCAUUGGCUGAAAUUCAGAAGCUGGAAGAAGAACGAGAACGGCAGCUCCGAGAAGAGCAAAGGCGUCAGCAGAGGGAGUUGAUGAAAGCUCUCCAGCAGCAGCAACAGCAGCAGCAGCAGCAGAAACUCUCAGGUUGGGGAAAUGUGAGCAAACCUGCAGGUACCACCAAGUCUCUUCUGGAGAUCCAGCAGGAAGAGGCCAGGCAGAUGCAGCAGCAGCAGCAGCAACAGCAACAGCAACAGCACCAACAGCACCAGCAAACAAACAGAGCCCGGAACAGCACACAUUCCAACCUGCACACCAGCAUUGGGAAUUCUGUCUGGGGCUCUCUAAACACGGGUCCCCCUAACCAGUGGGCAUCUGAUAUAGUCAGUAGUAUCUGGAGCAAUUCAGACACUAAAAACUCCAACAUGGGGUUUUGGGAUGAUGCAGUGAAAGAGGUGGGACCUAGAAAUUCCACAAAUAAAAAUAAAAACAACACCAGUCUCAGUAAAUCUGUAGGUGUGUCUAACCGGCAGAAUAAGAAAGUAGAAGAAGAAGAAAAGUUGCUGAAGCUCUUUCAGGGAGUAAAUAAAGCCCAGGAUGGAUUUACCCAGUGGUGUGAACAGAUGCUUCAUGCCCUUAAUACGGCAAAUAACUUGGAUGUUCCUACGUUUGUUUCUUUCUUGAAAGAAGUGGAAUCUCCUUAUGAAGUCCAUGAUUAUAUCAGGGCCUAUUUAGGAGAUACUUCUGAGGCCAAGGAGUUUGCCAAGCAGUUCCUUGAGCGCCGUGCCAAACAGAAAGCCAAUCAGCAGCGUCAGCAGCAGCAGCAGCAGCAGCAGCAACAACAACAGCAACAGUUGUGCCGUUUUGUUAUUUCACAGGACUCUGUUUGGGGCAUGAACCAUAGUACACUCCAUUCGGUAUUUCAGACCAAUCAAAGCAACAAUCAACAAUCCAGUUUUGAGGCUGUACAAAGUGGCAAGAAGAAGAAAAAACAGAAGAUGGUUCGAGCAGAUCCUAGUUUAUUAGGAUUUUCAGUCAAUGCGUCAUCAGAGCGACUCAACAUGGGUGAGAUUGAGACUCUGGAUGACUACUGAGUACCUACCGCUGUGCCAGCCUUCCCUCUCCUGCCUAGUGACCAUGGAUUCUCCUCGUCGGAUACAACAUGCAUUCGCCAUUUGCUCUCUGUCACUCUGCAACAAAUCACAGAACCAAUCA
Messenger RNA from Phodopus roborovskii (desert hamster), 4220 nucleotides. It is a transcript of the gene Gigyf2, whose product is annotated as GRB10 interacting GYF protein 2. NCBI's taxonomy places the organism in Eukaryota, Metazoa, Chordata, Mammalia, Rodentia, Cricetidae. Gene Ontology annotation, molecular function: protein binding. The transcript is spliced from 28 exons. The record is from RefSeq and is a predicted model, not a curated record. Gene Ontology annotation, biological process: insulin-like growth factor receptor signaling pathway. Gene Ontology annotation, cellular component: membrane; proximal dendrite; perikaryon. The coding region runs from base 188 to 4099 and encodes 1303 amino acids.